CUUACUACCACGGCAGGACAUAAUGGCUCCUGCAGCGAAGCGACAACGACUGUCUGAUGGCAGUGCAGCCGCAGUACCCCUUCCUCCCACCACACAGGCAGGCAGUGGUGUUGGCGCAGGUGGUGAGGGCGGUGGACUGAGCAUCGAACAGCAGAAGCAGGCCACGCAGAAGCGCUGCUCGCUCUUUGUGCGCUCGCUGCCCGCCUCGACGACCAACGACCAGCUGACUGAGCUCUUCUCCGACGCCUUUCCCGUCAAGCACGCCACUGCUGUCAUCGAUCCCGAGACCAAGUUGUGCAAAGGAUACGGUUUCGUGACAUUUGCCGAUGCGGAAGACGCUGCGCAGGCCAAGGCGCAAUUCAAUGGCCACGAGCUCGGCGGCAAGAAGUUACGUAUCGAAGUCGCCGAGCCUCGUUCCCGCGACUCAAAGGCAAAAGACGAGGGCAAGGAAAGCGUUGGCCAGCUCAAGCGCAAGGAGGCAGAGGUCGAGCGGCAGCAUCAGCCCUCGAAACUGAUCGUGCGCAAUCUGCCGUGGUCUAUCAAAGGUCCCAAGCAGCUUGAAAAGCUGUUUCAAAGCUAUGGCAAAAUCAAAAAGGCAUAUGUGCCACAAAAGGGCCCCGGACUCAUGGCGGGGUUUGGGUUCGUGAUCAUGCGUGGGCGCAAGAACGCGGAGAAGGCCAUCGAGGGAGUGAAUGGCAAGGAGAUCAAUGGCAGGACGUUGGCUGUUGAUUGGGCUGUCGAAAAGGAUGUUUUUGAGGAGAAUGCAGACGCAGAUGAGGGGAACGAAGCCGAGGAUGCAGAACAUAUGGGCGAAGACCUCACGGGGGAAGACGAGGAUGAUGAUAUAGAGGCGGAAGGAGAGGAGGGAGAGGAGGAGGAGGAUGCAUAUGAAGAGAAUGGGAGCGCCGACGACGCCAGUGAGGACAGUGAUACGCUCGAAGGAGACGACGACGAUGACGGUGAGGGAGACUGGAAUGACCGCCAGCAUGAAAACGCCGAUGAUAAGCCUACCACGCUAUUCAUCCGCAACUUGCCCUUUACAUGCACUGACGAAGACUUGGAGGACCAUUUCCGAGAGCACUUUGGCAGCACACGUUAUGCAAGAGUGGUCAUGGACCACGGUACCGGACGUUCGAAGGGCACUGGGUUUGUCUGCUUCUACGAUAAAGCAGACGCGGAUGGGUGUCUGCGCGGCGCUCCUCUCAAGCCGGUCACAACGGCUCAAGAGAAGAGCAAGGAGGCCAAGCCCACACAAGCUUCACACUCGAUCCUACAGAACGAAAUGGCUGAUGCCACGGGUCAAUACACCAUGGACGGCCGUGUCCUGCAGAUCUCUCGCGCUGUCGACAAGUCGGAUGCGAACAGAUUGGCUGAGGAAAGUGCGAGCCAAAGACACAAGCGUGAUGGGGACAAGCGCCGGCUCUAUCUCUUGGGCGAGGGAACCAUCGCCUCCAACUCCAAGGUCUGGGAGCAGCUGGCUCCUUCUGAACAGGCAAUGCGUGAAGCCAGUGCAAAGCAACGCAAGCAACUCAUCGAGAACAACCCAUCACUGCAUCUCAGUCUCACCCGACUGUCAGUGCGCAACAUCCCCCGCAGUGUGACCAGCAAGGAUCUCAAGGAGUUGGCACGGCAGGCCGUCGUCGGCUUUGCUACAGAUGUCAAGGAAGGCCGCAGAGCGCGGCUGUCAAAAGAAGAACUGCUACGCGGGGGCGAAGAGAUGCAGGCUGCAGAGGCUGCGCGUAAGAAGUCGGGCAAGGGUAUUGUGAGACAGGCCAAAGUUGUGUUCGAAAGCGCUGGUGGUAGCAAGGUGAACGAAGAAAGUGGAGCAGGAAGAAGUCGAGGAUAUGGUUUCAUUGAGUACUACACUCACCGAAAUGCGCUCAUGGGUCUGCGCUGGCUCAAUGGACAUGUCGUGAAGUACCAGGUGAAGGAGGGCAAGGGCAAGCUGAGCCGAGACGAGAUCCAAGAUCGAAAGAAGAGGCUGAUCGUGGAGUUUGCCAUCGAGAACGCACAGGUUGUGAUGCGCAGAAACGAGGCAGAGCAGAAAGCGCGGGCGCGCAGUCUGGCUGUCGAGCAGGGCAUGGCGGCUGCCAACAAGGAUGCGCCGGCCAAAGCUGCUUUCAAGCCUCGAUUCAAAGGUGACAGGCCCGGUUUGCGGAAGCGCAAGAGAGAUGCCGAUGCUGUGCCUCCAUCGAACGCGGCUGCGGACACGCCCAAAAGCGUCGAGAAGGAAAAGCUCGCCAAGCGAAAUCAGAUCAUCGGCAGGAAGCGCGCUAUGCGUGCGCGUCGCAAGGACGGGAAGCGUUGAUAUACUGUGUGAAUGGAAUACAUCGAUUGUUACACCAUUGUUCUUCACGUUCCACCGCAGUGCCCACGGACGCACAGAACAGGCCCUAGAUGCAGAGAUCGCGCACAGCCUCUAGCAUAAUACCGGAUUGUAUUGUGGAGUCUUCACGAAGGAGCCGAUCGGGCUUGCGGUGGUGUAUGGAUUCUGGAGCUGCCCGAAUGCUAUAUCGGCUGUUGAGUGAAUGGAACACUCUGGCCAGCAUGUCCUCAUGUCUUGCGGGACAAGUGACCCUCGAAAACGACCUGGCGUGGGCUCAGUCUGGUGACACCAUUGCACGCCACCAGAAGAAACGAGCGAUCACAAGUGGGGGUGGGCAGUCAUCAUUAUCACGGGCCCGCGGCAUGCCACAGCAUACAUCGACAAGUCGCUGUCGACGUCCAUUGCCCGAGCUUUUCGACCGGGCUCGAGGGUUAUAAUGCUUGAUCUGUGCCACAUGCGUAUGGGUCCGCAGCUGUCAUGGCGGGAGGGACUACAGUACGACUCUCGCAAGCAAAGCCUAAACUAGCUGUACAAGUUCUCCGCUCUGGCCAUUCUGCAUUGACCAAAUUCUGUGGCCACGCCAGUCUGCAGAUAAGUGAUAGAUGGCAGACGCUGGGACUCUUGCGACACCUUUUUUUGCUGGCGGAUGGAUCGUCGAGUGUGUGUGUGUGCCCGUCCGCUCCUCACUGGGACCUAUUCCUGGUCACUGAGCUCGACGAUGGUAGGUUGCUGCUUCAUGUCAUGUAAUACAGCUCUUCGCACAGACAUCAGUCCAGUCUCUGUUUCUUCCCAGGGUCGCCACUGAGCAUGCACUGAACCAGGCAUAUCCACCGUGAUAUGGAGCGUAUUGCACCAUACCAUGUCAU
This is a messenger RNA of Sphaerulina musiva SO2202, 3192 nucleotides long. Its product is annotated as RNA-binding domain-containing protein. The transcript has a single exon. NCBI's taxonomy places the organism in Eukaryota, Fungi, Ascomycota, Dothideomycetes, Mycosphaerellales, Mycosphaerellaceae. The coding region runs from base 23 to 2308 and encodes 761 amino acids. Gene Ontology annotation, molecular function: RNA binding. The record is from RefSeq and is a predicted model, not a curated record.